Molecule: messenger RNA, 886 nt
Organism: Clupea harengus (Atlantic herring)
Lineage: Eukaryota; Metazoa; Chordata; Actinopteri; Clupeiformes; Clupeidae
Gene: fhl5
Product: four and a half LIM domains 5
Cellular component (GO): nucleus; Z disc
Molecular function (GO): transcription coregulator activity
Source: RefSeq, a predicted model, not a curated record
AUGUCUGCUGAACGCUUUGACUGCCAUUACUGCAAGGAGUCCUUGCUGGGGAAGAAGUACAUCCUGAAGGAGGACACCCAGUACUGCACUAAAUGCUAUGAGAAUCUGUUUGCUAACAGCUGUGACGAAUGCACCCUGCCUAUCGGAUGCAACAGCAAGGACCUGUCCUAUAAGGAGCGCCACUGGCACGACCAGUGCUUCAAGUGUGCCAAAUGCAGCCGCUCCCUGGUGGAGAAGGCCUUCGCCGCCAAGGACGAGCUCCUGCUCUGCACCGACUGUUACUCUCACGAGUACUCCUCCAAGUGUAACACCUGCAAGAAGACCAUCAUGCCAGGCUCAAGGAAGAUGGAGUACAAAGGGAAUAGCUGGCAUGAGACCUGUUUCCUGUGCCAGCGCUGCCAACAGCCAAUAGGAACCAAGUCCUUCAUCCCCAAAGACAAUGGCUACUUCUGUGUCCAGUGCUAUGAGAAGCAGUUUGCCUACCAGUGCUGUGCUUGUAAAAAAGCUAUAACCACUGGUGGAGUGACCUACCAGGACAAGCCGUGGCACAGGGAGUGUUUCCAGUGCAUCGGCUGCAAGAAGCAGCUGGCAGGGCAGCGCUUCACCUCCCGAGAGAACUACCCCUACUGCCUGGAGUGCUUCAGCAACCUCUACGCAAAGAAGUGCGUUGGCUGCACCAAACCCAUUACAAGCCUGGCUGGAUCAAAGUACACCUCGUUUGAGGAGCGUCAGUGGCACAGCGAGUGCUUCACCUGCAUGCAGUGCUCCGUGUCGCUGGUGGGCCGAGGCUUCCUCACACAGAGGGACGACAUCCUGUGCACCGAUUGCGGACGGGAGAAGUGAGAUGGCCAAAGAUAUGUACAACAAACAAACAGCAAACAAGGCU